Sorghum bicolor (sorghum) is the source of this 1143-nucleotide messenger RNA. RefSeq names its product regulator of nonsense transcripts UPF2. The coding region runs from base 1 to 954 and encodes 317 amino acids. Gene Ontology annotation, cellular component: exon-exon junction complex; cytoplasm. The transcript is spliced from 3 exons. NCBI's taxonomy places the organism in Eukaryota, Viridiplantae, Streptophyta, Magnoliopsida, Poales, Poaceae. The record is from RefSeq and is a predicted model, not a curated record. Gene Ontology annotation, biological process: nuclear-transcribed mRNA catabolic process, nonsense-mediated decay.
AUGGCAGCGGAAUUGACACGGGCGGGGGCGGGGCAGUGGCGAAUCGUGGUAGCCACGCCUGUUGCCGUCGCCGGUGGCCCGUGGCCGCGGUCGGGGGCGGGGUGGUGUCGUCGCUUGUCCGCGGCCGCUGCUCUCGCCUCGCGCUUGCCCCGCGUCCGUGCCGCCGCCGCCGCGCUCGCUGGUGACUUCCAGAGGUUUCGGGUCCUGGAAGAACUGCUCAAGAGUUUGCAUCGGCAUAAAAUUGAAGUCCACCAAGGCCCAUUACUAUCAUUCCACCAGUACUCGCAUCACGUCUGCAGUUCUCCGCUCUCCCCUCGCCGCGCCCGAGUAGCCGACCGAGCCCUCGCCGCUUCGCGCUUGUCGCCGGCAACCACCACCGCGACGGGUCUGUUGAAGGUGCUAGUUGACCCUAAGGAUGAAGAGGACUUUGACAGGGAGCUGAAAGCCAUUCUUCUGGAAAGCUUGGAGUCACGUAAGUUGGAGCCGGCCAGGCCCACCGUGAACAUGAAGGAACCAAUGAGUACCUUUAAGGGGUCAAAGGACUCGACUACUGAAGCAGCGGACAAAGGAAAUAUGUGUGAUGAGUUAGUCAAAUCUGGAUCCGGUGGUGGUAGCGAGGUGUGUUUCAAGGUGCUUGUGAAGAGAGGGCAUAAGCAGCACAUGAAGCAAAUGCUCAUCCCAGGGGACUGCCCACUAGUGCAGAGCACCAAGCAGCAGAGUGCUGCUGAGCUCGAGGAGAAGCAGAACAUCAAGCGAAAAAUUCUUGAAUACAACGAAAGGGAGGAAGAACUGAACGCAGCGUCGCUGGAAAGAGGGAAUGGGGUUGAAGGAGGAGGAACCGACGAGACUCCUGCUGGUGGUCGUGUUACCUGGGUUGGCCCGAGCAGAGGUGGUGGUGUUCGGCAGCACUACUGGGUCGCUGGUGGAUUCUACCGUGGCUAUGGAAGAAGGUGAGCUGAUGCCACUGCGUUCAUGGUUUGUUGUUCUUGUCCCAGGAAAGAGCCACCUCAGUAUUGUCCCAUGAAUGUAUUUGCUCGAUGGUGUAAUAGUAUUUACUCGGUUACGCGACGUGAGAAUGGUUGCACAAGGAGUUGACUCAUGGGUAUGGUUGUGGUAUGUUCUUUUGAGCAAGUGGUUGUGGUA